Messenger RNA from Mytilinidion resinicola, 611 nucleotides. RefSeq names its product UPF0203-domain-containing protein. Bases 64 to 369 code for a protein of 101 amino acids. NCBI's taxonomy places the organism in Eukaryota, Fungi, Ascomycota, Dothideomycetes, Mytilinidiales, Mytilinidiaceae. The record is from RefSeq and is a predicted model, not a curated record. The transcript is spliced from 4 exons.
AGCUCCUUGCCAUCAACUUAAGCAAACCCCAUCAUCAGAACUUCAGAUUUUUGACACAUAACUAUGUCGGCCUCGCUAGCGCCGGAGUGUAACGGGGUUAAAGAACGUUACGACAGCUGCUUCCUGAAAUGGUACAGCGAGAAAUUUCUCCGAGGCAAUGCGACGACAGACGAAUGCGAACCGCUGUUCAAGCAAUACAAGCAGUGCUUGGGUAAAGCACUGAAAUCUCGUGGCAUAGAUACCAUGCUCGAGGAGGCGCGGGAGGACAAUCGUGAAAACGAUGCGCAGCAUUUGAGGGGAGGAUGUGAGUCACUCGUCCACCCGGCCAUUCCCCGUGAAUCAUGCGUGAGGAUUCUAACCAUUAUCUAGGAAGCUGGAGAGUAAAUAUGGCAUUCGGGCGUAAUGGCGUUCAAGCAUUUAGCAUCUGCAUCUCCCCUUAAGUAUAUAUGAAUGCUCUCUAGCGACUCUUCGAUCAGUGACCAAUGAAAAGUUCCUUCACUCAUUUUCACGCUGUCGGAAUUGGUCGUCUUACUUGCAUAUCCAGAGCUGGAACCGCUGGAUCCGAAACUUUGUAGACGUGCUUUUGUUUGACAGAGCGUAGGCUUCCCUUU